Messenger RNA from Lampris incognitus (smalleye Pacific opah), 1877 nucleotides. Its product is annotated as nucleolar protein dao-5-like. NCBI's taxonomy places the organism in Eukaryota, Metazoa, Chordata, Actinopteri, Lampriformes, Lampridae. The transcript has 10 exons. The coding region runs from base 232 to 1341 and encodes 369 amino acids. The record is from RefSeq and is a predicted model, not a curated record.
GCCUCCAAGUGACAAUGGGAAGACGGACGAAUUUGGCGUCGCCGCAAGCAGAUGGGGCUGAUAGUUUAACGUUUUGAGGUCUGAACUUGAAAAUUUACUGAGACGGUUCUCUCCGUAUUUGGCUCUUAACUGGUUGUUGGCUAAGCGAACAUUACAAACCGAUCAGAGGGCUACAGCACCCAGCCAACCAAGCGCAAAGUUAGCUUCAAGCUAUUCUACACUGAGGAAAUAAUGAGUAUGGUAGAUGAUCCAUCAGAUGAUGACAUACCUCUGUCCAACUUUCUGGAGAAGCGACAGAGGGAUGACACACACCAGAGUGAAAACACACAGCACUGGACACUCGACUCUGAUGAAAGUUCUGGAAAAGACAAAAGUGACAAGGAAAGCUGUGACGAUAACGAUGACGAUGUUCCUUUGGUAGAGUUCCUGAAAAAGUCACAGGGUGACCAACAGCAGUGUCAAAAGACAAAGUGUUCAGCUCUCACUUCUAACACCUCUUUGGCAAAGGAGAAUGAUGAUGGCGUUAGCUCGGACGAUGAGCCUUUGAAUGAACUCUCCAACAGAGUGAAGACACGGCCACCGACGGAGGUGCCUCUCAUGCUGUCCAGAACAAGAACUAAGAGAAGCAAAAAUAGUGCUCCAGAGAAACUGGAGCCUUCCAGUGACAGCUCCAAUGAGCCAUUGAUAAAAACAAAUACAAGGAAGAGCCUUUCUGAUAAAAAGGUUUCAUCCAACGGGAGGAAAACAAAACCAAAAGAUGAUGUUCCCAUGGUAAAGCUUAUUGACAAGCAGCAUAAACCUGUAAAGAAGAUGCCGGUGUCGAGAACUACUACAACCAAAAGGAAGAGACAAGAUCGAAAGGAUGGCAGCUCAGAUGGCAGUUCAGAUGAUGACGUGCCCUUGGCAAAGCUUUUUACAAAGCACGAUGAACCUGCAAAGAAAACACCGGUGUCAAGAAGCAUUCCAGCCAGAAGGAAGAAACAGGCGAUAACUGAUGAAAGCUCAGAUGAUGAACCUUUGACCGACCUCGGGAAAACAAAGCUGCAAAGAGGUGCAAGAAAUGCAACAACCCCGAAGAGGAAGAGGGCCAAUGCUUCUCCGAAGAAGGCCAUCACUCCUGCCAGAGCGUCACCUAAGAAACAGUCAAGAAAGCAGACUGUGUCAAAUCGCACCAUGGAUGAGUCAUCAAUUGACAGCUCUGACGUUGAGCCGCUGAUCAAGAUUACAAAACAUCCCCAAGUGACCAAAUUCCUGAGAGUGGCGCUGGAGAGAUGCGAUGAAGCAGAGUUGCCCGUCACUGACGAGGUUGUCAAGUCAGGGUCAAACCACCCUAAGGCAUAGCUGGAGGAAACAACUGCAGAAAAACACCGAGAGCUGGUCGAGUCCAUUUUUUUUUCUCUCUCAUUUCAGCCUCCCAAGUCAAACUUAUUUCAGGCAUUUGGCUGUAAAACGGAAAAAAACGAUCAAGAAUCCUUACCAAAUUCAACUACAAGAUUUGUGCUUGCUUGUGUAUUUAUACAAAAUAUUUUCCCUCUCUACUUGUAAAAUGUUUAUGCCCAAGUCUGGCACCAACUGCAGGCGUUGUUCUAAAGUUUAUGUAAUUUAUUGAUGUUCUGUACUGCAGGCAUUGUUCUAAAGUUUAUGUAAUUUACUAUUGUAAUUUCAGUUUCCAUAGUUUUCUAUGUUUUGACCUGUUUGUGUUUUUUUUUUGUUUUGUUUUAAUUUAUCUACAGAUUUGUAAUUAUCUCUGUUGCUGGGUAAAAUAACCUCCAGUUCAGAAUGCAGCCAGACUACAUGUUGUUACAGGAAAACUUUCAUGUGAAAUUCAAGUAACAUGAGUAAAAAAACAAAAACAAAAACCCAACUUCAUUUCUUUG